AUGUCCGCCCAGCUCUGUCGAUCUGAUAACCUAGAAACAAUGAACCCAGAUGUGUCCACCCAGCUUCGUCGACCUGACAACCCAGAAACGACGAACCAGCCUUCCACCACGCGCACACCUCCACCUCAAUCACUUAUUCCACCACCACAACCAUCGAUUCCUUCACCUGGUUCGCCCCACUUCAAUCCGAGUCAAUUUGGACCCAAUCUGCCUGGUUCGCCUCCGUCACAGAUUCAUGAUUCUGAUGCUCCAUUCCAGGCGCAACCACCGUCCUCCAUUGUACCUCAGCCGGAACCUCAGCCACCCAUCCCAAAACCACCGUCGCCCAACCUAGAACCCCAACCUCUCCGUCGCUCUGCCCGAUCCACGCUACCUUCUGUUCGACUCUGGGAUUACAUCUGUUCACAUGUCACAACCUUCCCAACCUCGUCAUCUUCUUCGUCUCCAAGUUCUGUUAAAAUCAAAGGUACACGAUAUCCAUUGUGCAAUUAUCUUUCCUAUCAUCGUUAUACUCCUUCGCAUCGCACUUUUACUGCACAGAUUACCCAGGCUAUUGAGCCACACACCUAUGCCGAAUCUGCUCCUUAUCCAGAGUGGCAAGCAGCGAUGCGUUAUGAGUUGCAAGCUUUAGAGGACAAUAACACAUGGAUUCUCACCCCCUUACCGGCUGGAAAGACUCUUAUCGGUUGUCGGCGGGUUUACAAGAUCAAGCAUCGAUAA
Rosa chinensis is the source of this 720-nucleotide messenger RNA. Its product is annotated as vegetative cell wall protein gp1-like. The transcript has a single exon. The record is from RefSeq and is a predicted model, not a curated record. NCBI's taxonomy places the organism in Eukaryota, Viridiplantae, Streptophyta, Magnoliopsida, Rosales, Rosaceae. Bases 1 to 720 code for a protein of 239 amino acids.